This is a messenger RNA of Chelonoidis abingdonii (Abingdon island giant tortoise), 2566 nucleotides long. The record is from RefSeq and is a predicted model, not a curated record. Lineage: Eukaryota; Metazoa; Chordata; Testudines; Testudinidae.
GCUUCAAUAUUUUCAAAUAAACACAUGGCAUUAUCUUACUUUUGUAGGAAGACGAAAAAUUUCUGACAGAAUUGUUUGCACAAUUAACAGAUGAAGCCACAGAUGAGGAGAAAAGACAAGAAUUGGUAAACUUUCUCAAAGAGUUCUGUGCAUUUUCUCAAACAUUACAACCUCAAAACAGAGAUGCUUUUUUCAAAACAUUGUCUAAUAUGGGUAUACUGCCAGCACUAGAAGUCAUCCUAGGUAUGGAUGAUGCACAAGUGCGAAGUGCAGCUACUGAUAUAUUCUCAUAUUUGGUUGAGUACAAUCCAUCCAUGGUGCGAGAGUUUGUUAUGCAGGAAGCUCAACAAAAUGAUGAUGAUAUUUUACUCAUUAACCUCAUCAUAGAACACAUGAUUUGUGAUACAGAUCCUGAACUUGGAGGGGCAGUCCAACUCAUGGGUCUCCUUCGUACUUUAGUUGAUCCAGAAAACAUGCUGGCCACAGCCAAUAAAACUGAAAAGACAGAAUUCCUGGGUUUCUUCUAUAAACAUUGUAUGCAUGUUCUCACAGCUCCCUUACUGGCUAAUACAACAGAGGAGAAGCCUAGCAAAGAUGAUUUUCAGACAGCCCAGCUCUUGGCAUUAAUAUUGGAAUUGCUAACAUUCUGUGUAGAACAUCAUACGUAUCACAUAAAGAACUAUAUUAUUAACAAGGAUAUCCUACGGAGAGUACUAGUUCUCAUGGCCUCAAAGCAUGCUUUCUUGGCAUUAUGUGCCCUUCGUUUUAAGAGAAAGAUAAUUGGGUUGAAGGAUGAAUUCUAUAACCGCUAUAUAAUGAAAAGCUUUUUGUUUGAACCUGUGGUCAAAGCAUUUCUCAACAAUGGAUCCCGCUAUAAUCUGAUGAACUCUGCUAUAAUAGAGAUGUUUGAAUUUAUUAGGGUGGAAGAUAUAAAAUCAUUAACCGCUCAUGUAAUUGAGAAUUACUGGAAAGCACUGGAAGAUGUAGAUUAUGUGCAGACAUUCAAAGGAUUGAAGCUACGAUUUGAACAACAAAGGGAAAGGCAAGAUAAUCCCAAACUUGAUAGCAUGCGCUCCAUCUUGAGAAAUCAUAGAUACCGCAGAGAUGCGAGAACCCUAGAGGAUGAGGAGGAAAUGUGGUUUAAUAGUGAUGAAGAUGAUAUGGAAGAUGGCGAAGCAGUGGUGCCCCCCUCUGACAAAACUAAAAAUGAUGAAGACAUUAUGGACCCUAUUAGUAAAUUCAUGGAAAGGAAAAAAUUGAAAGAGAGUGAAGAAAAGGAGGUCCUUCUGAAAACUAAUCUUACAGGUCGUCAGAGCCCAAGUUUCAAACUUUCCUUCUCUAGUGGUACAAAAACUAACCUUACUAGCCAGUCAUCUGCAAGUAACUUGUCUGGCUCUCCAGGAUCGCCAGGAUCUCCAGGAUCACCGGGAUCAGUUUCUAAAAGCACAUCUCAGAUUGCAGCUAUUACUACCAAGGGAGGUCUAGUGGGGCUUGUAGAUUAUCCUGAUGAUGAUGAAGAGGAUGAUGAAGAUGAAGAUAAGGAAGAAACUAUACCUUUGUCAAAGAAAGCAAAACUUGAGUCGUCAUAAUGGCAACCAUCUAAUAUCAAUUUCAGUUGAGGAAGGAAAAAAAAACUACUAAUUUUUCAAAUUAAAAAUAAUAAUACACAACAAAGCGGCAAUCUUUUGUGAAUUACUGUGUGUGACACAGAUCAGCCUAUACAAAUGGAUUUCUGCUAAUCAAGUGCCAAUUCAAAGGAGCAGAAGAAGGGGAAAAUAUUACAUUUAGGGGGAAGACUUAUGCCUUUGAGCUCUCCAGCUUGGACCACACAUUGCCCUUUUCUCAGGGAAGGAAAUGGAAAAAAUAAAAAGCCAACAGGGCAGGAGUUGUGUUCAUGGAACUCUGGAUUGGCUGGUCAGUUACUACAAUCAGAAUAUGCUUUCUUGGACAAUGUAUGAGACUUUUGAAGAAAAGGCUGUCUUGCCAUAACUCUUCACUAAGAAUGCCAGCAGUUUCUUUGUAUAAAGAGACCUGCCUUUUGAAAUCAUACAUUCUGAACAUUUUAGUCAAGCUGCAACAGGUUUUAAAAACCUCUAUGUGGGAGGGCCUGAAUAUAAAGUUUCCUCUUUUUUUAUCUGUUCCCUUUUGCCCUUUAAACUGCAGAUUUUUUUUGGAGGUGGGGGAUUUGUCUGUCCCUUCUUGAUUAAAGAUCGAGUGGAAUUCUAGAUGUGGUCACUUUUUGUGUCAUAAUUUUAUUUUAUUUUAUUUUGCCCCCCUAAGUGUAUGCUUAGUUGUUGAGUAUAUAUUUGGGACCAUUAAAAAUUUUUUGAUGUAAUAUAAUCUCACUGUUGUGCUGGUACCUGUUUCACCCUGUGUAAUUUUGUUCUGCAUCACAAAUCUUGAUAUGUGUAGGAUUUUAUGGAAGAUGGUAUAGUUUUUAUUGAAAAAAAUGAUUCUUGCCACAAUGUGCAUACAAAAGCAAUACUAUUUUGUGACUAAAUAUUUUAUAUUAAACUUUACAUCAGCAACUGUCUUGAGAAACAAUUCAGGGAAAUAGGGUGGAAUU